Arvicola amphibius (Eurasian water vole) is the source of this 4093-nucleotide messenger RNA. It is a transcript of the gene Syt6, whose product is annotated as synaptotagmin 6. Lineage: Eukaryota; Metazoa; Chordata; Mammalia; Rodentia; Cricetidae. Gene Ontology annotation, molecular function: phosphatidylserine binding; calcium-dependent phospholipid binding; clathrin binding. The record is from RefSeq and is a predicted model, not a curated record. The transcript has 7 exons. Bases 1 to 1587 code for a protein of 528 amino acids. Gene Ontology annotation, cellular component: membrane. Gene Ontology annotation, biological process: regulation of dopamine secretion; cellular response to calcium ion; regulation of calcium ion-dependent exocytosis.
AUGAGUGGGGUUUGGGGGGCCGGAGGGCCUCGGUGCCAGGCGGCGCUCGCGGUCCUGGCCUCUCUGUGCCGGGCCCGGCCGCCCCCUCUCGGACUGGACGUGGAGACUUGUCGGAGCUUUGAGCUGCAGCCCCCGGAGCAGAGUCCGAGCGCGGCCGACUCAGGCCCCUCUGUCAGCCUCCUCGCCGUGGUAGUUAUUGUGUGUGGCGUGGCCCUGGUGGCAGUUUUUCUCUUUCUCUUUUGGAAGCUGUGCUGGAUGCCCAGGAGGAACAAGGAAGCCUCCAGCCCUUCUUCUGCUAACCCUGCUUCAGAGACCCUCCAGAGUCCCAGCUCCAGAGGCAACAUGGCAGAUAAGCUGAAAGACCCCAGUGCCCUGGGCUUCCUGGAGGCGGCUGUGAAGAUCAGCCACACGUCCCCAGAUAUUCCAGCUGAGGUGCAGAUGUCGGUCAAAGAGCAUAUCAUGCGUCACACGAGGCUGCAGCGACAGACCACAGAACCAGCAUCUUCUACCAGGCACACGUCCUUCAAACGCCACCUGCCACGGCAGAUGCACGUCUCCAGCGUAGACUAUGGCAAUGAGCUGCCACCAGCGGCCGAGCAGCCCACCAGCAUUGGCCGCAUCAAGCCUGAGCUCUAUAAGCAGAAGUCAGUGGAUGGGGAUGAUGCCAAGUCUGAGGCCGCCAAGAGCUGUGGGAAGAUCAACUUCAGCCUCCGCUAUGACUACGAGAGUGAGACCCUGAUUGUGCGUAUCCUGAAGGCCUUUGACCUCCCUGCCAAGGACUUCUGUGGAAGUUCUGACCCUUAUGUCAAGAUCUACCUCCUGCCUGACCGCAAGUGCAAGCUGCAGACGCGGGUGCACCGCAAGACCCUGAACCCCACCUUUGAUGAGAACUUCCACUUCCCAGUGCCCUACGAGGAACUGGCUGACCGCAAGCUGCAUCUCAGUGUCUUUGACUUUGACCGCUUCUCCCGCCAUGACAUGAUCGGGGAGGUCAUCCUGGACAAUCUCUUUGAGGCCUCUGACCUGUCCCGGGAGACCUCCAUUUGGAAGGACAUCCAGUACGCCACUAGUGAAAGUGUGGACCUGGGAGAGAUCAUGUUCUCCCUCUGCUACCUGCCCACAGCAGGCAGGCUCACCCUCACCGUGAUCAAGUGCCGCAACCUCAAGGCCAUGGACAUCACAGGCUACUCAGAUCCCUACGUCAAAGUAUCCCUGCUGUGUGACGGGCGGAGGCUGAAGAAGAAGAAAACAACCAUCAAAAAGAACACCCUCAAUCCUGUCUACAACGAGGCCAUCAUCUUUGACAUCCCUCCAGAAAACAUGGAUCAAGUGAGCCUGCUUAUCUCCGUUAUGGACUAUGAUAGAGUUGGUCACAAUGAGAUCAUAGGAGUCUGUAGAGUGGGGAUCAAUGCUGAAGGCCUCGGCAGGGACCACUGGAACGAGAUGCUGGCAUAUCCGCGGAAACCCAUUGCACACUGGCAUUCCUUGGUGGAGGUAAAGAAAUCCUUCAAAGAGUGGCAGGGCCGAGCUGCCAGCUUCGACAGUGAGAGCUCAUGCCCAUCUCCGAAACCACCUCCGACACCAUGAGCCGCGCAGCCGAGCCACGCCAACGGGGACUCAGCAAUGUUCUUUUCGCACUUGUUUCAGUCUAGAUGCAGUGUCUGUGCAGUCCCGGUGAUGGCAGCGGCAGCCGCCACUGCCUGCCAGCCCACGGUCUUCACUGCUCCCGGGCAGGGCAAGGCCGAGACCCUUGUUGUCUGUGAUCAGACCUGUCUUAGUCUUUUCUGUCUCCCAAGGUGAUGUUUUUGUGGUUGUUCGCUUUGUUUGGGUCUGCUGUCAAGAAAGGAAGAAAGACGCAGUGAUGAGAGAUACAGAACCGAGAGUGGAGAGCCCAGACGUUAGCUCUGGGGAAUACAAUGUAAAAUAAGCAGUCUUUUGGGGAAAGGCAGACUGACUCUGAAAUUUUGUGCCUCCACCAAGUGCUCACCCCUGGAGAGCACAGCAGUAGGAUGGAGCUGUGGCCGUGUUGUCAGCGACCUGCAAGAAUGGACCUAUCAAUCCAGGAGCCGGCCUCUCUUCACUGCUGUGACACAAGCCAAGGCGUGGUCCUCUCGGCCCAUGUUGAAAUCAUGAGACCUUGGCCAUGUUUGUGACUCUGUAGGGGAUCCCUGCGCCCCUUUGUUGGCUUUCCCCAACUGGGAACGUUUUUGAUCCCUCGUGGAAACUUCAAUCCCGCUAAAACUAAACACGCCAUAUGUUUUCCCACACGCUGCAGUUAAUAAUCACAUUUGUUUGAAAACAAGAUCUUAGUUCUCAAAAAUAACCUUCAUUGUAAAGAAAGGAGGCGCAUAUGUUCCGGAGUGGAUUUCUGUGUUAUACAUAGCUUUAUAAUUCCACAAAGUACCAAGCAGCUGUUUAAGAUGUCUAAACAGAGCAAAGAAAAAUCUAGACAACACGUUCUUUUCUGAAUGGGGCAUUUUGAAAUCCAAUCCACAGUUUUGAGUCUGCCUGUCUAUGAAGAGCCUCCUCUUAGCUGAAACCUAGUCUGCCGGAGACUAGGUCAGCCCCACAGACUCUGGGUCAGUAACUUACCUUAAACUUUAGUUCUAGAAACUAUUAAGUAUUCUGUGGUGUUUGUUUCCGUCUCAGUGAGAGGAUCUUUGCUUGUUUGUUUUUUCUAUUAGCUCUCUACCAUAGGACAAGUUCAGUUUAGAAAACAAAAAUAAAAUGAAUGACUGUAUUUAUAAUAGCACAUUCCUAUCGUGGCCUUCCCACCGUGCCCUGUUAGUGGGGUGAUCCGCCCACUCUAAAGUAAGCACACGAGGUUAGUUCCCACCCCGACUUGGGGCUCCACAGGACCGAUUGUCGGCACUGUAGGCCUUGCAGGAAGCAAGCAAACUUGGAGAAAGCCCUUCUUUCAACAACAGAAGAACAGAGACGCUAUCCUCAUACCUCGUAUCUUACUCUGCAUAGACCCCAUGCUAUAGGAGUAGUGGUUUAAUAAAGUAGCCCCCAGUUUAAGCCAAACCACCAAGUUUCUCUGCUGCUGUAACUUUAUGUAAUGCCUGCCAGCCAGAAGAAGGUUGGAAUGAGCCAACAGGAUGGUGUGGCAAAGAAGCCGUCUACUUUCUAGUAAACGUAGAGGAAUCUGGACUCCGCUGAGAAUGAACCUUGGGCUAGAGGCUGGUGUGUAAAGUUUGUCUCCCCGGAUAUCUUACAGCUGAUAAGUCUUUCUAGUCAGGCAGUCUCCUAUUUGGAAGUACUCUUGAGAGGGAGAAAACCCACAAAGUCAUGACAAGAGUCCCAGCAAGCAGCCAGCUUCGUUGUGUUUCUUGACGCUAAAUGGACCACACUAAGGCAACUAUUGCAGCCAUACAUCGGUGCAACUAGGAAGGGGACAGGGUUUUCUGGGUGAUAAAGAGCAGAGAGGUUAGUGUGAGCAUUCCAUCCUCCCAAAAGUGGGUUCCAAAUGCAUGCCCAGCUGCCACCCCUAAACCCUCAAGCUGGUAGGAUGCUCCAUCCUAAACUCUUAGAGAGGAGGGUGUGGUCUGUGCGGAUUAUGGAAUAACACUGGCUGUCCAAGAGACCCUUCUAUGUCACAGCUACUCUUUCCACUAAGUGAACACCCCAACACUUUCAGGAAGCCGUGCCCUGGUUAUGGCCAGCUCUCUUACCACCCCAGUAGGCUGCUUUAGUUCCACCAGCCAUGGUAUACAGUAGGCAUGGAAGCCCACUCCAGGAAGGCUUUGGGUUCCUGGGUCCCCGCCCCCCAAGGCCCCACCAAGGGUGGCCAAGUCAGUCCUCCUCUUCCUAAAGCAUGAUUGAUACAAACCGGCUUCUCCUUUCAACAGCCUAGGAUUCCUCCCUCGCCCAUGAGAAUUCCUAGAAAGCUGAUACAGAAGAAACUGAAAUUCAAUGUUGACUGGCUUGCUGGCUUCCCCUAGCACAAGAAACCCUUUGGGGGUGGUGAUGAGCUUUGUGGAAGUUGUGAUAACUGGGGCCAUUUGCACACAGAGGUUUGCAAAGGACGCCAGAUUCUCCUCCUUUAGUUCGCAGUGUUUCUUGGCUGAGAGAUGCUCCCCUCCCCCUUUGC